GAAAUGCCGAAAACAUCCAUAUUCAAGACUCGGGUUGGUACCGAGUUGCUUAUGGGUAAGGUAGUCAAACUGAGUAAUAUUGGUAUCAACCGUAUUCCUUGUGCGCAGGUUCGAUGCAGUAUGAAUGAAUUCAACAUCUAUUUGAAGAAAUAUUUUGCUCACUCAUUUGAGUUUUGGGCUCUGGAUAAGCAAUCGAAGGGAAAUCUUGGCGAUAUGGUUUUGAUUCGACGAAUUGGAGUAGAUGAAAGGCCAACCACAAAUGUAGCUCAUGCAAUUGAUCGUGUAGUAUUCAAGUACGGUAAUAUCAUUGAUCCCGUCACUGGGAAACGAGUUAUCAAGGAUGAAUUUUCCGAUGAGAUCGAAUUGCGCAAGAAACUUGUUGGAGAGAUCAUUGAUGCUCCAUUCGAACAGGACGCCUUAUUAUUCGACGAAAGACGAGCAAUUCAACGGCAAAUUCUCGAAGAGAAAAAAGCUAGCCUUGAAGAAGAAGAAGAAAAAGAUUUGUCAAAGGCUCGAUUUGUAAAAGUGCACAGCUAUCUUGAGGAGCGAGCAGCACAAGUUGCCGAUCUGCUACAGGUAGUAGACAACUCUAAUCUCAUUUCCGGCGAAGUCACAAAGGGUCCAAGGACUGCUGCACAACGACUACCACGUCAUAUGAGAAGGUGUGUUAGCAGUUUUGCUCCUUGA
This is a messenger RNA of Strongylus vulgaris, 687 nucleotides long. Lineage: Eukaryota; Metazoa; Nematoda; Chromadorea; Rhabditida; Strongylidae. The record is from the annotation of a GenBank genome assembly.